Moneuplotes crassus is the source of this 499-nucleotide messenger RNA. Lineage: Eukaryota; Ciliophora; Spirotrichea; Euplotida; Euplotidae. The record is from the annotation of a GenBank genome assembly.
UGCUAAAUUUUGCCCUUGGAUUAGUUCGCCACUACAGAGAUAUGCGGCAGGUUUUGAGAAAUAUCCAGUCAAUCAUAAAAGGUUCUAAAGUUAAUAUUUCUAAGCUCUUUACAAUCUUGAUGUGACUUAGCAGCAAUUUCCGUAGCUUCUCAGAAAGUAUAUGAGUGUAAAAAGAGCUAGACUUAUUAAAAUAUUUGUAAGCCACAUCGAAGUUGUACAAAUAUCCUAAACAUUAACUCCAAAACCUCUGGUACUUGGCUAGUUAUUCCUCUAAACCUGUCGCAUUCAGAAGAUAUGACGAAUGAAGACCUAUUUGUUAUUUAUUGAAUGCACUGGAUGUCUGCAAUGAGCAGUCAGUCAAAAUGGGAAAUGUUAUCACUAUGGGUUAGUUAUCAUCUUGGUUUUGUGAAAUGAUGAAAUUUUAUGAGUUCUAACAUAAUACUGGAAGCCAUAGGAGAGUUUAUUUAAAUGCGUAUUGAUAAUUCCACAAUAUCUAAUU